GCGCCGGCCGAGCUGCGGGUCCGCGUGCGGCUGCCCGACGGCCAGGUCACGGAGGAGAGCCUGCAGGCGGACAGCGACGCCGACAGCAUCAGCCUGGAGCUGCGCAAGCCCGACGGCACCCUCGUCUCCUUCACAGCCGACUUCAAGAAGGACGUGAAGAUCUUCCGAGCCCUGAUCCUGGGGGAGCUGGAGAAGGGACAGAGUCAGUUCCAGGCGCUCUGCUUUGUCACCCGGCUGCACCACAAUGAGAUCAUCCCCAGUGAGGCCAUGGCCAAGCUUCGACAGAAGAACCCCCGGGCGGUGCGGCAGGCCGAGGAGGUGCGGGGCCUGGAGCACCUGCACAUGGACAUGGCCGUCAACUUCAGCCAGGGGGGCCUGCUGAGCCCCCAUCUUCGCAAUGUGUGUGCCGAGGCCGCAGAUGCCAUCUACACCCGCCAGGAGGACGUCCGGUUCUGGCUGGAGCAAGGUGUGGACAGCUCCGUGUUUGAGGCUCUGCCCGAGGCCGCGGAACAGGUGCACCUGUCCCGCUGCGGGCAGGUGGGGGACGGCGGGAAGCCGUGUGUCUGCCGCUACGGCCUGAGCCUGGCCUGGUACCCCUGCGUGCUCAAGUACUGCCACAGCCGGGACCGGCCAGCCCCCUACAAGUGCGGCAUCCGCAGCUGCCAGAAGAGCUACAUCUUCGACUUCUAUGUGCCCCAGCGGCAGCUGUGUCUGUGGGACGAGGACCCCUAGCUGGUCUGGGGCGAAGGGGGCGGGCUCUGAGUUCGCUGCUCUGGGUCCACCACCCUCCCCCAGCCCCCACUGAGGCCUUAUUCCCUUCUCCUCCCUUGAUCGCGGAGCCUCUGGCCCCAUCUCUCAAGACUGUGAAAAGGGGUGUGGCAUGGCAGGGGUUAACUCAUGAAGGCAGCCCCCACUCCCACCCUGUGCCCCCAUUGGGGACCGAGAGACAAGGGUUCUUCUGACGUGGGGAACCUCAAUCUCCCCUCCCCGAAUCUCCCCUGAAGUGUUCUCUUUCCAGCAAACAAAAUGUGAUGGUCCAUGAUUCUAUUUAACUCUUUGAAGGCUUAGACCCUAAAAGGUGUCUUUGCCAGUUACACCGAGCACCCCCUCCACACCCGCCCCCCCAUCUGGAAGGAGCUGGCCCCUCUGUACCAUCAAAUGCCCAAUGAGGAGGGGGCCAUGCCCCAGAGAGGGGGCUGUUGGGGACCGUUGUCAUAGCCCCUCCCCCAGAUCACAGUGCCUUCUGCUCAUUGCUGGCUUCCCAACACGGGGGCAGGUGAGGCCCUCCCAGCCCAGACACAAGCUGCACGUGCCUUUCCCCCCAGACCCAGACAUUGCUGGGAGAACAGGCACCAGCGUCCCUCCUGGAAACAGAAAUAUUUUUGUAAGAUUCUGGGGCAGGGAGGGAGCAUGAAGUAUGAGGAAAACUUGAAUUCCAGAUUUUUAAUGCAAAGUAUUUAUCAUUUGUACCAGAAAUAAAAGUUUAUAAAUUUUUAUUUGACA
Molecule: messenger RNA, 1503 nt
Organism: Suricata suricatta (meerkat)
Lineage: Eukaryota; Metazoa; Chordata; Mammalia; Carnivora; Herpestidae
Gene: OAF
Product: out at first homolog
Exons: 4
Source: RefSeq, a predicted model, not a curated record